Molecule: messenger RNA, 273 nt
Organism: Lithohypha guttulata
Lineage: Eukaryota; Fungi; Ascomycota; Eurotiomycetes; Chaetothyriales; Trichomeriaceae
Exons: 2
Coding region: 1-273 (90 amino acids)
Source: RefSeq, a predicted model, not a curated record
AUGUCAAGCAAGCAAAACUCGGCGCCUCAUUUGAACAGAGGCAUCAGCGACUACCUGACUGUCGGUCAUGGAUCCGGACCUGGAUCUGGAUCUGGAUCUGGUGCACAAGGUGACUCGACGGAUGAUGAAGAGAAUGGACAUAUGGAGGUAAUCCUCACGUCAUACAUGCUUAGCAACUUACUUAUCGUCAAAGAACUGAUGCCAUUAGGUCGAAUUCGACCAGGACAACGUCUGGCGCAGAAAAUCGUCGAUAGUCCAAGCGGAAAGGCCUGA